GUUUCCCUGCUAAGACGCGGCUCGUCCGCAUAUUGCAAGUGCUAAAAGAUCCAAGCUAUCUGCAAGGCACCAGGUCUCCUCUUUUCUCUUCGCAAGCAGAUCUUCAGGGACGAUCCGGCCGGUUCGUGGAAUGGUAUUAAAGUAUUACAUCCUCCCGCAUCCCCGAGCCGACACACAUAUUAUGAAGCUCAGUUCGGUUCUCUAAUUGUAUCCCAACUCUUUGGGAUAUCCAGCUAUCAGUCUAACUGUUGGUGAUAUUCCCGGCCUUACCUAAGCAAAGACUUAAUUCUCACCCAUAAGCUACAACUACAACAUAGAAUAAUAUUUACUCCUUCCUUUCUCACAAUCCUUCUUCAUCUUCUCGUGUAAGAGCCCAUACCAUUAUAUCUCAUCCAUCAUGCGUAGUUUAAGUCGAUCGUCACUCUUUUCCAAGAAAUCCAAAAACAAUCUACAAAGUAGAAAAGACAGCAUUGAUGAGCAAACUACUCAACAUUCCCGAAAAUGGAGUACUUCGAGCACCGCCUCUCAGGCAUCAUCAACGGCCUCACACGAUAGGCUAUAUGAUCCGCUCUCUUUACACCCGCCUCUAAGUCUAAACUCAUCACCACAUAUGAUUUCGGAGUUCGAUGAGGCUAGGGACGAGGCAGAGCGGGAGCACCGCUUCUUCCGUCAAACACAGCAUGUCGAAGAUCAUUUACAAGACUCGACCGAGUAUUCACCCAUCAAGAGCCGUAAUUGUUAUCUCAGAAGGCCAUCAGAAGCACGACCAUAUGUUUAUGAUCAGAGCGGGCAAUGGCCCCUCAAGGAUUGGCAGGCGAUCCCUCCCGGUCUAGCCGAGCUGAGUUCUCCGGCUUCGUCGGCAGUCGUACCACCCCAACCCACGAAUCAUCGCCGACCUACCAAUUGGAUGCAUGAAAGUGAUGCUAUGCUGAAGCGGGGCGAUUGGAAGCGAAGAGGAAUCGUCUUCCAUCUCGACGAAGAAACCAAUCAAGAACAAGAACAGCACUUUGAGUUGCCUGAAUGCUAAACUUAUUACCUACCUACCUACCUACACUAUCACGACAAACAAAUAUCUCAUUCUUUUUCACCUUAUGUUUUAUUAUCACAAUUACUUCAACUACCAGCACCUGGAUCAUUUGUGCUGGACGACAUCAGCACGGAACUACGCAUGAGCUUGACGACCAAUUAAAGAGAAGGAUUCUCUUAAACACCUACCUAUCCAUAUCUUCUUGUAUAUAUCAUCAUAUUAGGGCUGCAUUUUCGGGGUGUAAUCGGUGCAAGGAUAAAGAUACCUUUUGAUGUUUCAUAUUUGCUCUUCCAACACACUAUCACUGUAUAACUAGCAUCAUCUAAUUCAAACUAAAAGCUACCAAAAGCCUCAUCAUCUAACCUACCAACUCCCAAUUGAUUUCCAAUCUUCAUCGUGACUUAGUUACCAAUUCAUCCGUAUUAUGUCUCGAAACCCACCAAAGCUGAAAACCCUCAGCAGCUUACCCUCCGCCACGACAACCCAACGUGCAAACCAACCCACGAAGCGGAGAAACAGCGCAACCGUAGCGGCUGACGUUUGC
Messenger RNA from Annulohypoxylon maeteangense, 1571 nucleotides. RefSeq lists its product as uncharacterized. Bases 398 to 1027 code for a protein of 209 amino acids. The transcript has a single exon. Lineage: Eukaryota; Fungi; Ascomycota; Sordariomycetes; Xylariales; Hypoxylaceae. The record is from RefSeq and is a predicted model, not a curated record.